AUGAGUCUCGACCAGAGCAACAUGGUCAGCAGCCAACACGAACUCUUCAAACGUAUCUCCAGAGCCGAAGAGAACCUGAAGAAGAUGGGGCAAGCGAACAUCACCCUCGCCGCCAUCGAGACCCGCAUUCGCAUCCUCGACGACCUGUGGGCAAAGUUCGAGAGUCAGCACGACCUGAUUCGAAACUGCUACAAGGAUUCGAGCCGCUACGCUGAAAGUGAGUACGCUCAAUCAGACUUACUCGAGGCCGCCGAGAUGACUUACGUGCAGCAGCGUAGCGUCCUGUUUGGCGAGGCCGAUCGCCGCAAGCCCGCGCAAGCCUCCGCGCCGGUGGAGCACGGUACCGACCGCGCGUCGCGAACUUCGCUGCCCCGUGUCCAAUUACGGGAAUUUUCGGGUUCCUACGAGGACUGGCCAUCCUUCCGUGAUCUCUUUAAAUCAGUGAUCGGUGAGCAGUCGUCCAUCUCGAAAGUCGAACAGCUGUACUAUCUGCGUUCAUGCCUCAAGGGGCCGGCUGAAAACAUAAUAAAAUCAUUAACGAUUACGGGCGAAAAUUACGAUCGUGCGUGGGAGCUGCUCUGCCAGCACUACGAAAAUAAGAGAGAGCUGAUACGCUCCAACUUCGCCACGUUUACCGCCGUGGCAAAGAUGAAAGCCGCUACCGCCGACGAACUCAGCCGCGUCCAGAACGCCGUCACGUCCGCCGUCAAUGCGCAAGAGAGCAUCGGAAGGCCCAUCGACUCGCACGGCAUGGACCUGUUUAAUCACCUCGUCGUCGAACUGUUUGACCCGCGAACGCGUCUGGAAUGGGAGUCCUCCUCGGGAGACUCCUUCGAACCGCCGCCUCACGCUACGUUGAUGACCUUCAUCAACAAACGGAUCCUCACGCUGAACGCAGCAAAUCCAAAGACCACUAAACCCGCGAGUGAACAAUCACGGUCCGCGAAAACUCACGUCGCGAAGCGGUCCGAGCCUUCUCAGUGUCCGCUCUGCAAGGGGAAGCACUCGCUCAUGGGGUGCCCCGACUUCAAGGCCAAGGUGGCCAGUGAGAGAAAGACAGUGGUCGAGACUAAUAAGCUCUGCUUCAACUGUCUCGGCAAUCAUCAGGUGGCGAAGUGCAAGUCAACCCGGAACUGCUUCACGUGCAACGCGCGGCACCACUCGAUGUUGCACGACGCGUACGUUUCCGCGACGGCACCCCCCGCGGAAGUCAGCACGCUUUCCGCCGUCGGAAAGGCCGACGACAGUAAGGCGAUUCUUCUCGCAACCGCGCGCGUGACUAUCGCCGAUCGGCACGGAGAUCCUCAUGAGGUUCGGGUGCUCAUCGACCAGGGCUCCGAAGUGUCGAUCGUAUCGGAGUCCCUGGUGCAGCGACUACGCCUGCCGCGAUCGCGCACGCGAGUGUCUAUCUUCGGCAUCGGCGGCUCCCAGUCGGGAUCCACACGAGGCAAGGUGUCCCUGACCAUCAAGUCGAAAACCACCGGAGCCACUCUCACCGCCGUCGCGUUCGUGCUUCCGCGUCUCUCGCUCUACCAGGGCGCCGCGAAUAAGUGCCGCACCUCGUGGCCUCACCUCCGAGGGCUUCCUCUGGCCGACCCCCGCUUCGCCGCCAACGACCCAGUCGAGCUGCUGCUGGGCGCCGAGGUGUGCUCGACCAUCCUGGAGGAUGGUCUCCGCCGAGGCGAACCUCAAACGCCGAUCGCUCAGAAAACCAUCCUGGGAUGGAUUCUUUCAGGGGGCUGUGGUGCGACCCUCCACUGUCACCACAGCUCACUCCAGUGUACCGCCGACCAUGACUUGGCCGAGCUGGUCCGCCGUUUCUGGGAGCAAGAGAGCGAGCCUCCCGCCUCCGUCGCGCUCACUCCCGAGGAAGAAGAGUGCGAGCGACAAAGGUACGCACCCACGAGCGCACACCCGCUGGCCGAGCUCUACCGCUCGUUUAUGCGGGAGUACGAGGACCUCGGGCACUUGGAAGCCGUAGCACCGUCGGACGAGAACACAACUCGCGGCGUGUGCUACCUCCCACACCACGGCGUGUUGAAAGAAGCCAGCACUACCACCAAACUUCGCGUAGUGUUUAAUGGCUCGCAACGCACCAGCUCCGGAGACUCGCUCAACGACCACCUCUUCGCAGGCGCAAAUCUCCUGCCGGCACUUGCUGACGUGCUCUUGCGUUGGCGUCGGCACCGCUACGUGAUGAUCACCGACAUCGAGAAGAUGUAUCGCCAGAUCAUCGUCCACCCGGAAGAUCGUGACGACCAGCGGAUCCUGUGGCAAAGUGCCGUCGAACUACUCGUGCGCGUUCUCCGCCUGACAACGGUCACCUAUGGCCUCACGUGCUCACCGUGGGUCGCGAUUCGCACGCUCCUGCAACUCGCCAAAGACGAGGGGGCUCGGUUUCCGCGUGGCGCGAUCGCUCUCGAGGACGACAGAUACGUGGACGAUGUCGUGACCGGUGCGGACACUAUCGACGACGCGGUUGCCGUGCAAACCGAACUGCGCGAACUCUGCACGGCGGGCGGGUUUCCGUUGCGCAAGUGGGCCGCGAACUCCGAAGACGUUCUCGUCGGCAUCCCGCAGGAGCACCGCCUUAAACGCGCCCUCCACGUGUGGGAGACAGACGGACACUCCACUCUCGGUCUCCGCUGGCACCCGACGGAAGACGAAUUUUCCUUCGCGAUUCGUCCGCGCGCAAUCACCGUGUUCACAAAGAGGCGCGUCCUCUCGGAAACCGCACGCUUAUUUGAUCCAUUAGGGUGGCUCACCCCCGUCGUGAUCCGAGCGAAAAUCCUCAUCCAGUCCACCUGGUUGAAGGGGCUGGAUUGGGACGCCCCUCUUCCGUCGGCCGACGCUCAACAAUGGGGGAGCUUCCUGGAGGAGCUUCCGCGGCUUGAACUCGUUCGCGUGACCCGCUGGCUCGACAGCGGAGCAGAUUCACGAGUCGAGAUCCACGGAUUCGCCGACGCGUCCGAGCGAGGCUACGCCGCGGCCGUCUACCUCCGCGUUACGAGGAACGGUUCCGCCACACUGCACUUGCUCAUGACAAAGAGCAAGGUAGCCCCGAUUCGGCAGGUGUCCCUCGCUCGACUCGAACUGUCCGCGGCCGCACUGCUCACUAAAUUAACGCGACACGCUCGCGACACUUUACGUUUGUCCACAGCACCGAUCUACCUUUGGUCCGACGCCCGGGUGACACUUUACUGGAUCAGGGGUCACGCAUCCCGGUGGAAGACGUUCGUGGCCAACCGGGUAUCGCUGAUCCAGCGAACUCUCCCCGAGGCCCAGUGGCGGCACGUUCCUGGACGAGAGAACCCGGCCGACUGCGCUUCCCGGGGGAUCGCGCCCAGCGAGCUGAUCGGCCAUCCGCUGUGGUGGACGGGUCCACCGUGGCUGCGGGAGGACCGAACCCAGUGGCCCGCCGAGAGCGACGAGAUCCCCGACGCGGAGAUGCCGGAACGGAAGGCCGUCGUGCAAGCCGCCGUCGGAAGGAUCGACACGGAGCCCGACACGCUCCUUCGAUUCUCGUCACUGCACCGACUGUUGCGAGUCACCGCGUGGUGCUUACGAUGGCGACGCACCACCUCCCGCACCAACGAUCACGGCCCGGACGAUCGGGCGCUAACACUCACUCCGGAAGAACUCGACGCGGCACACGUCCUUUGGCUUCGAGUGGUGCAAUCACUGCACUAUCCGGAGGAAAUCAGGGCCGUCACCGCCGGCCGCACUGUGCCGCACCGCAGCCCACUUGCAAAGCUGAGUCCCUUCCUCGACGACCACGGCGUGCUCAGAGUCGGAGGGCGACUCAAACACGCUCUGAUUCCGGACGACGAACGCCAUCCAAUGAUAGCUCCCUCGGAGUCCUGGCUCACGCGCCUGCUCGUGGAGUCUUGCCACCGACGAACACUCCACGGCGGAGUGCAACUAACGCUUGGGCGAGGACACCGCGCGCACAAGGCGUUCAUCGCCGUCUUCGUGUGCCUCGUCACCAAAACGGUGCACUUGGAGGUAGUCUCCGACUACACGACGGAGGCGUUCUUGGCCGCCCUCCGUCGCUUCACUGCACGCCGAGGGCUCUGUUCGGACAUCUACUCCGACUGCGGCACCAACUUCAUUGGAGCGGACCGGGCAUUGAAAAAUCUUCUCCGCGCGUCGUCAUCCGACGGCCGGCGCAUCGCUCACGAUGCCUCCGUCCACGGAACUCGGUGGCAUUUCAAUCCUCCAGCCGCACCGCAUUUCGGCGGACUCUGGGAGGCGGCGGUGAAAUCCACCAAGUUUCACCUGCGACGAGUCAUCGGCGAGACGACUCUCACCUUCGAGGAAAUGGUCACCUUCCUCGCUCAGGUUGAGGCGUGCCUAAAUUCUCGGCCACUACACGCACUCUCUGAUGAUCCUGACGACGUCUCGGCACUGACGCCGGGGCAUUUCCUCAUCGGGGCACCUUUGCUGGCGGCUCCUGAGCCGUCACUUGAGGAACGGCCGGACAAUUCCUUGUCUCGAUGGCACCUGGUGCAGAAGAUGCGCGAUCAUUUCUGGCAGCGGUGGUCGCGCGAAUGCAUUCAGCACCUCGCUUCUCGACCAAAGUGGCUAGCAGCUGAGGACGCUCCUGAGGUCGGCAUGCUGUGCCUGAUCCAGGCCGAGAUCACGCCGCCGAAUCGAUGGCCUCUCGCACGGAUCGUGAAGCUGCAUCCUGGAGACGACGGCGUCGUUCGAGUGGUGACCGUCCGCACGGCCUCCUCCGAAUUCGUCCGGCCCCUUGUCAAACUGGUGCUGCUUCCUGGGGCCGCCGACACCACCACCGUCGAGGAUACGUGA
Messenger RNA from Temnothorax curvispinosus, 4812 nucleotides. RefSeq lists its product as uncharacterized. Gene Ontology annotation, biological process: DNA integration; proteolysis. The transcript is spliced from 3 exons. Gene Ontology annotation, molecular function: aspartic-type endopeptidase activity; nucleic acid binding. The coding region runs from base 1 to 4812 and encodes 1603 amino acids. The record is from RefSeq and is a predicted model, not a curated record. NCBI's taxonomy places the organism in Eukaryota, Metazoa, Arthropoda, Insecta, Hymenoptera, Formicidae.